Messenger RNA from Euleptes europaea (tarantolino), 1761 nucleotides. RefSeq names its product ankyrin repeat domain 13B (gene ANKRD13B). Bases 1 to 1761 code for a protein of 586 amino acids. The record is from RefSeq and is a predicted model, not a curated record. Gene Ontology annotation, molecular function: protein binding. Gene Ontology annotation, cellular component: cytoplasm. The transcript is spliced from 14 exons. Lineage: Eukaryota; Metazoa; Chordata; Lepidosauria; Squamata; Sphaerodactylidae.
AUGGACGUUGAACAGCUAGACCCCCGUGGCCGGACCCCUCUGCACCUGGCCGCCACGCUGGGCCACCUGGAGUGUGCCCGGGUUCUGCUGAGGCAUGGCGCCGACGUGGCCAAAGAAAACCAGAGUGGCUGGACAGUGCUGCAGGAGGCCGUGAGCACCCGCGACCUGGAGCUUGUCCAAUUGGUGCUGCGUUACCGGGACUACCAGAGGGCCAUGAAGCGCUUAGCUGGCAUCCCCAUCCUUUUGGAGAAGCUGCACAAGGCUCAAGAUUUUUAUGUGGAGAUGAAAUGGGAAUUCACCAGCUGGGUCCCCUUGGUGUCCAAAAUCUGCCCCAGUGACACAUACAAGGUGUGGAAGUGUGGCCAGAACCUGAGAGUGGACACGACACUGCUGGGCUUCGACCACAUGACGUGGCAGCGCGGGAACCGCAGCUUCAUCUUCAGGGGACAAGACACUAAUGCCGUAGUGAUGGAAAUUGACCACGACCGGCAAGUGGUGUACUCAGAGACUCUUGCCCUCGCUGCCAAUGACCGGGAGGGGCUCCUGGCCGCAGUCCAACCAACCGAAGAGCAGGUGAUGGGGCGGCUCACGACCCCCGUGGUCACCACGCAGCUGGACACGCGCAACAUUGCAUUUGAAAGGAACAAGACGGGUAUCCUGGGCUGGAGGAGCGAGAAGACAGAGGUGGUGAAUGGGUACGAGGCCAAGGUUUAUGGGGCUUCCAACGUAGAGCUCAUCACCCGGACGCGAACGGAACAUCUUUCAGAGCAACACAAAGGGAAAAUCAGAGGCAGCAAAACCCCCCUGCAGUCAUUCCUGGGCAUCGCCGAACAACACGUGGGCCCCAACAAUGGGGCCCUCAUCACGCAAACCCUGAGCCAGGCCAACCCCACCGCUAUCACGCCGGAGGAAUACUUCAACCCCAGUUUUGAGCUGGGGAGCCGGGACAUGGGGAGGCCGAUAGAACUGACCACCAAGACCCAGAAGUUCAAAGCCAAGCUGUGGUUGUGCGAGGAUCACCCGCUGUCGUUGGCCGAGCAGGUCGGCCCCAUUAUCGACUUGAUGGCCGUCAGCAACGCCCUCUUUGCCAAGCUGCGGGACUUCAUCACUCUCCGGCUGCCCCCUGGCUUCCCCGUCAAGAUUGAAAUCCCCAUCUUCCACAUCCUCAACGCCCGCAUCACUUUUGGGAACCUCAAUGGCUGUGAUGAACCCGUGGUCUCCAUUCGUGGCACCGGCAGCCCUGGCAGUGAUGCGCCCUCCCCCGGCAGUGACCGGUCCAGCAUCAGCAGUUCCAGCUCCCUCGGCUCCUGCCGGUGCUUCGACAUGGACCCGUCCUUGUUUGAGGCCCCGCGAGGCUACAGCGUGGUCGGGAGCCACCCGGAGCCCCUGCGGGAGGACGAGGACGACCUGCUUCAGUUUGCCAUCCAGCAGAGCCUGCUAGAGGCUGGGAGCGAAUACGAUCAGGUUACUAUUUGGGAAGCGUUGACCAACAGCAAACCGGGCACACUCCCUGCCUCCCAAGAGGGGAGCAAAACGGACAGGACGCCCCAGCACACGCCACUCCUAAGGCCUGCCACCCCCAAGCAGCCGGUGCCCACCAGGGGCAAAGGACCCAGCCCAGCUGUGCCCCCCAGUUACGUCGAACAGCUGCGCAUGGCCAUGGAGCUGUCCGCCAAGGAGCAGGAAGAGGUGGAACGGCGCUCACGCCAGGAGGAGGAGGACUUUGAACGGAUCCUGCGCCUCUCGCUCACCGAACAAUAG